Pan troglodytes (chimpanzee) is the source of this 2555-nucleotide messenger RNA. RefSeq names its product lysosomal associated membrane protein family member 5 (gene LAMP5). The record is from RefSeq and is a predicted model, not a curated record. Gene Ontology annotation, biological process: establishment of protein localization to organelle. Lineage: Eukaryota; Metazoa; Chordata; Mammalia; Primates; Hominidae. The transcript has 8 exons. Gene Ontology annotation, cellular component: late endosome membrane; plasma membrane; lysosomal membrane. Bases 1009 to 1851 code for a protein of 280 amino acids.
CGGCAGAGGCUUCCCGGGGCAUAAGACCUUCAAAGAAAGUCUCAGAGGAGCCAAGACACGCUACCAGGAACUUUCGUCGCCUUUUAAAAUUGUCAGAUAGACAAGUAAAAACAGUAGCUAACUAAGGGAACAAUGGACUCUUGUGACAUGUGUAACUCUUCCAGGUACCCCAACACUAAAGACCCCGUGGUUCCUGUCGCCAUGGCCUGAACGUACUCAACUCCAGCCCCGGGACUGACCUCUCUCCCUGAGCUUUGGAGCGGGUUUGGACCUAGCCGUUGCAAGUUGAGGACAUCGCGAGCCAGAGGUGCAGGCAGCGAGGCGCCCAACAGUAGAAUGCAUCUUCCUUCCCGCGGGCAGAAGCCGUCAAGUCUGGAGUCCGCAGCGGGCGCGCGGGCCAGCCCAGGGAUACUGAGCCAUGAGCAACCAGGCCCACCUACAGCCGCGCCAUCCAAAGCCCUCCUCCCCCGAAUCAGCAACAAUUUUUGCUCCACCGUUUUGUUUCGGGAACCAGAUGCGUUUUCAGAAGACAGUACUCCAGUGAUAAGGUAUCUACACCACGUAAUAACUGUACCUGGUAAGGAGAUUUAAUAAGGCUGAGGGUGGUAUUAAGUUUCUCAGAACAGACUCAUCUUUGCGGAUGCAGUUGCAGAACAGGAAACAGACCCAGGGAGAAGUUUAGGUCCCCCCAAAUCUCAUUGGCCCUCCGCACAAGCCAAGCCACAGCCACUCCUGCCACACAAUCGGAUUGCUUUCAGCACUCGCAGCCGUGGACCGCCGUGCAGUCCUUUCCUCUGCAGUGAGCUGAUUUGCUCUGCCAGCAGCUGUCGGUGCCGUACUCGACACCGAGUCCUAGCCAGGCGCUCACAGAAUACGCGCUCCCUCCCUCCUCCUUGUCUGUCCCCCGCCCCUCGCUCACUCCGGCCCACUCCAGCGGCGACUUUGAGGGAUUCCCUCUCUGGCGGCCUCUGCAGCAGCACAGCUGGCCUCAUUCGGGGCACUGCGAGUAUGGAUCUCCGAGGAAGAGCGGUCCCCAGCAUCGACAGACUUCGAGUUCUCCUGAUGUUGUUCCAUACAAUGGCUCAAAUCAUGGCAGAACAAGAAGUGGAAAAUCUCUCAGGCCUUUCCACUAACCCUGAAAAAGAUAUAUUUGUGGUGCGGGAAAAUGGGACGACGUGUCUCAUGGCAGAGUUUGCAGCCAAAUUUAUUGUACCUUAUGAUGUGUGGGCCAGCAAUUACGUAGAUCUGAUCACAGAACAGGCCGAUAUCGCAUUGACCCGGGGAGCUGAGGUGAAGGGCCGCUGUGGCCACAGCGAGUCGGAGCUGCAAGUGUUCUGGGUGGAUCGCGCAUAUGCACUCAAAAUGCUCUUUGUAAAGGAAAGCCACAACAUGUCCAAGGGACCUGAGGCGACUUGGAGGCUGAGCAAAGUGCAGUUUGUCUACGACUCCUCGGAGAAAACCCACUUCAAAGACGCAGUCAGUGCUGGGAAGCACACAGCCAACUCGCACCACCUCUCUGCCUUGGUCACCCCCGCUGGGAAGUCCUAUGAGUGUCAAGCUCAACAAACCAUUUCACUGGCCUCUAGUGAUCUGCAGAAGACGGUCACCAUGAUCCUGUCUGCGGUCCACAUCCAACCUUUUGACAUUAUCUCAGAUUUUGUCUUCAGUGAAGAGCAUAAAUGCCCAGUGGAUGAGCGGGAGCAACUGGAAGAAACCUUGCCCCUGAUUUUGGGGCUCAUCUUGGGCCUCGUCAUCAUGGUAACACUCGCGAUUUACCACGUCCACCACAAAAUGACUGCCAACCAGGUGCAGAUCCCUCGGGACAGAUCCCAGUAUAAGCACAUGGGCUAGGGGCCAUUAGGCAGGCACCCCCUAUUCCUGCUCCCCCAACUGGAUCAGGUAGAACAACAAAAGCACUUUUCCAUCUCGUACACGAGAUACACCAACAUAGCUACAAUCAAACAGGCCUGGGUAUCUGAGGCUUGCUUGGCUUGUGUCCAUGCUUAAACCCACGGAAGGGGGAGACUCUUUCGGAUUUGUAGGGUGAAAUGGCAAUUAUUCUCUCCAUGCUGGGGAGGAGGGGAGGAAGGUCUCAGACAGCUUUCGUGCUCAUGGUGUCUUGGCUUUGACUCUCCAAAGAGCAAUAAAUGCCACUUGGAGCUGUAUCUGGCCCCAAAGUUUAGGGAUUGAAAACAUGCUUCUUUGAGGAGGAAACCCCUUUAGGUUCAGAAGAAUAUGGGGUGCUUUGCUCCCUUGGACACAGCUGGCUUAUCCUAUACAGUUGUCAAUGCACACAGAAUACAACCUCAUGCUCCCUGCAGCAAGACCCCUGAAAGUGAUUCAUGCUUCUGGCUGGCAUUCUGCAUGUUUAGUGAUUGUCUUGGGAAUGUUUCACUGCUACCCGCAUCCAGCGACUGCAGCACCAGAAAACGAUUAAUGUAACUAUGCAGAGUUGUUUGGACUUCUUCCUGUGCCAGGUCCAAGUCGGGCGACCUGAAGAAUCAAUCUGUGUGAGUUUGUUUUUCAAAAUGAAAUAAAACACACUAUUCUCUGGC